Molecule: messenger RNA, 999 nt
Organism: Drepanopeziza brunnea f. sp. 'multigermtubi' MB_m1
Lineage: Eukaryota; Fungi; Ascomycota; Leotiomycetes; Helotiales; Drepanopezizaceae
Biological process (GO): snoRNA splicing
Cellular component (GO): U2-type spliceosomal complex
Molecular function (GO): metal ion binding
Source: RefSeq, a predicted model, not a curated record
AUGGAUAUCACAGAACCAACCCCCGCCGCUCCCGUAGCACUCUUCAAGAAACGCGGCGGCAAACCUAGUUUCAGGAAACGCGCCGCCACUCCUCCCCCGGCCUCAGACAGCGAUUCCGGGUCUUACUCCUCCGAAGAAGACGACUCCGGGCGCAAGAUCAAACGCAGAAAGAAGAACACCGGCGCCGUCACCGUAUCCUCCAAGGAUAGCAGCUCAAACACCACCGACCAUACAGUAACAAAGUUUACCGCCGACCGCAGCGCCACCAUCAAGAGCUCCAACGACGCUACCAAGCAGACCAACUGGUACGACGAGAAUGCCACCGAUGCACUUUCCAGUAAGAACCUGCUGGGCAGCACGAGAGCUGCGCCAGCCGAGGGAACGUAUAAGGGUCUGGCAAACGCCACUAAAUUCAUCCAAAAGAACCCCGAUGCGCCGAAUCGAAUUGUCGGCCCAGUAAAGGCCCCUACCAACAUCCGCACCAUCACCGUCACGGAUUUUGCGCCAGACGUCUGCAAAGAUUACAAACAAACAGGCUUCUGCGGUUUUGGCGAUAACUGCAAAUACCUGCACGCUAGAGAGGACUAUAAAGCCGGUUGGCAACUCGACAAGGAAUGGGAGAAUGUCACCAAGGGAAAGAAAGUCAUUGGCGGCACGAAGAUAGCAAGUGCCGACCGCAAUGCAGAGGAAGAAGACUCUGGGGAUGAGGACGAGGCGCUGGCAGGAAUUCCGUUUGCGUGUGUGAUAUGCAAGGAGAAGUACAAGGAUCCCAUUGUGACAAAGUGUGGGCAUUACUUCUGCGAGAGCUGUGCACUGAAGCGAUAUAGGAAGGAUCCGAGUUGUGCUAUAUGUGGGACGGGAACGGGCGGGGUAUUCAAUGUGGCCAAGAAUUUGAAGAAGCUGUUGGAGAAGAAGAGAGCGAGGGCCGCGAGGAGGAGAGAGAAGGCUAUUGAGGCGGGAGAGGAAGUUAGUGAGGAUGAAGAGGAAGGCGAGGAAUGA